Molecule: messenger RNA, 966 nt
Organism: Acanthoscelides obtectus
Lineage: Eukaryota; Metazoa; Arthropoda; Insecta; Coleoptera; Chrysomelidae
Source: the annotation of a GenBank genome assembly
AUGAGGCUCUCCAACGAUAUCCUAUCGAAAAAGGUUCUAGAUUACAGGACCAAAAGAAGGAGACUAAAUCAAAUUGAGAAUUUUGAAAAAAAUAAGUAUCAGAAAGGACACAAACAGUCAAGUGCUAGCCAAACAAGCUAUGGUCAGUCAACUCCAGAUGCAACAACUAGUAGUGAAAUCAGUCAAGUAAAUCGUACCACUAGCGGUGCAACUAAGAAGUAUUCUGAGAUAACCGCAGCAAAUCCCAAAAACUCAGCCAAUCAGUCUACCAAAGCAACCGCUUCACAGGGAAGUAAGGUCCAGCAGAUGUUAAAUCCAAAUCCUAAACAAUUGACCGCUGACAUACCAAUAGAAGAAAAUCAUAAUAAGGAAGAAGACGCCGGCAGCCAAGAAUUGGAAUCGCCACAGAUGCUCCAGACUUCAACUUUCAAGGUAGCGCAGAAAAGGAUACGCCUUGAAAGUCGGAAGAAAGUGGUUCUUAUAGUCGAGUUAGUAGAAAUGAGAGACAGGGUUACGUUAUGUCAUUCUUUCAUUCUUUGGCAAAGGCUGAUGACAGAGUCUGAAGAUCACGAGCCUCACACCCUGCAAGAAGAUAAGGUCCCCACACCAGAGGCCACGAAAACGGUUUGGGAAUCAAUCUGGGGAAACCGUGUGAUUCACAACAAUACCAGAUGGCUGUUUGACGAGAAGAGGUCUACAUCUAACCUCCACACUCUGUUGGAAUGGGAAGUAACAACCGACCAAGUAACCAAGGCUAUAAGCAAGACCUUGACUUGGAAGGCACCUGGACAGGAUAAAAUACAAAAUUUCUGGUAUAAACAAUUCAAGACCAGCGUGGACCAGCUCAUACCCGAGCAACAACUGCAACAAUGGAAGAGUAAGGCACUUCAUGGUAAAUACCGCACCCUACUCGAGAACGAUAACAUCCGAUACCUUUGCGUCCACGGCCUACCUCCGCCCUGGUAA